UCACUCACCCUCUUCUCUGUUGUGGAGUGCCCCCUUCAAAAUCUGGUGCCUGCAGCUGGUUCUUCAAAAAGCCACCUACAGAAGGAACCACAUUGGGAAAAACCCACCAUCUUCUCAAGUCGGUGUGGCUGGUCACUACGGCCCACCGAGAAGCUGGGGUUGUGUGAGGGAAUAGUACGGCGGGAAAGCGAAAGUGUGCCGCUCUACACCUUGGUGGAGCUUCCGCACAGUGAAUCUGAUGGUUUGGACCUCCAUUAUCCCAGCAGCCCUCAGCACGAGUCUUCCACACAGCUCUCCCAAACCGCAAAGAAGAGCAAAGGAUCCCAUGCGUCCUCCUUUGCCAGCUUGGAUGCCGACUCCACGGCAGAUCUGCGGCCCCCUUCGCCCAUCGACCUGCGACGAAGCAUCGACGAGGCCUUGAACAGCGAAGCUCUGUUCCAGCAUAGCCUGUUCGGCUCCUCUAGGCUCUCUCUUAGCACGCGCGGACCCCCGGAUGGACAACCCUGUUGGGGAAACUCCACUGAACCCAGCCUGUACCGCACUGCCUCCUGUGGGGAUGUGGACCCUGCUACUGUACCCAACCGACCCAGGCAAUGGAGCACUAUAUCUGGGAGACCAGCUCAGGUCUCGGUCCAUUGCAGUGGGUUAAACUCAGCACAACAGUCUCAGAAUAGUCUACACAGGGGCUCACAGUCUGGGCAGCGACUCCACAGACGGUACACAGCCUUGGGCUCUACGUCCUCCAGAGGAAGCGUGGAUGUGGAGACAACGUCUCGUGUUGAUGAGCAUGCCGUUCAGGCCGAAUUCAUCAACGUCUGCAGGCAGAUAGAUGCACUCAGUAUCAGUAGUGAUACAAUUGACCUUUAGGGGAAGAAAUCUCUGAAUCAACUAACCUAACACCCACAGUAAUUUCAGCCCUAGCUACUCCAAUUUACAGAAAUUUUCUUAAGAUAGAUGUAGACAGGGAAUUUGCUGUUGAAACAUUCUGCUUCAGUGGAAAGAAAUGUUUUGUUUUAGAAGGAGACAUGACAAGGACAAAAUGGCAAACAGCAACCUCUGAAAGAUUGAUGUUCUUUAUCAACUGUGAGAAGUUCCCUAAAACCCACUUCCCGUUUUUUAACAAAUCACAUAUAAUCUUGUUGAAAAUGCUCGACUUGAUCAAAAGACUUUGAAAGAAUCAAGACUAAUUUUAAAAAAGAACAUGAGGCUUUUGUGUACCUUUCAGCAAUAAAGCUAGCACUUGCGAACAUUUUUUAUGAUGAGUCUUUGGCUUUGCUGUUACAGCAUGGAUCACCUAAACACUCAUUUGGCAACGUUACUACUGUAUAGAGACACAUUCUAUAGAACUCAUUUGCAAUUCAUUGCAGCACUAUCAUAACCCAAUUAUUUGUGGCAGCUUUGUUACUUGGGUAACAUUUUGUUCUCGAAUGAGACCUACUGUACAUGUUCUGUUGAAGCAUAAACUUAUGGGAAAGAUGUCAUUAGCAAAAGGCUGCGUGAAGAUAACAAUGAAAAACAGAAAAAUCCCUGCAGUUUCAUAUUAAAUACUAAAUGUACAUCAUGUACUCAUGUCACGAUCUUAUUGAAAUAAUGUUUAUCUGCCAAUUCACAUGCAGCAUAUUGCAUAUUGUGGCUAUGUUCGGAAUAACAUGCUAGUAUACUGCUUGCAUUGUUUCUGUAGUAUGUGAAUUUUCUGUAUGCGUAUAACACCUCAUGUGACAACAAUGUAGCAGAGCCUACUACAGCAAGACAUUUUUUUAUUGUUGUAUAAUGCACAUCUUUCACAUAUAUAAACUGCAAAGUAUGCAGUCAUAUGCUAGUAGUCCAUUUCGAACAUAGCCUCCGUCUUUACAAAAUCAAAUGCUUAUAAUGCCUGACAUUCUGGUGCAGAUACUGCCCUCUGUUGGCCGUGGAGAUGUAAUAACAAGAAGUUGUGACAGCUUAUGCCUUUGCCAUAUUUUAGUGCACAUCUUUGUGAUUGACAGCAGAAGCUCAACACAUGAAGCAAAAGACUAACAGACAGAGCAGCUUAUAUUCUCUAAGAUCGUCUCACUGUUGACUUUUCUCUUUUUUUGCAAAUGUUUAAGAUAUGCUUUUUCUCUCUGUGCUUAGUAAAUGGCCCAGUCGCUGCUUCUCCUAAAUGAUAAUUAAAGUUUUCUGAAUUACA
Molecule: messenger RNA, 2167 nt
Organism: Ctenopharyngodon idella (grass carp)
Lineage: Eukaryota; Metazoa; Chordata; Actinopteri; Cypriniformes; Xenocyprididae
Product: proline-rich transmembrane protein 4-like
Exons: 1
Source: RefSeq, a predicted model, not a curated record